GCAGCGCCGCCCCCUGCCCGCGCUGCUGGCGCUCUGCGCCCUGCUGGGCCCGCUGCAGGUGACUUUGCAGCUCCCUCUUCCGUGUUCCAGCGAGAGGCAUUAUGAGCUUCUUGGACGAUGCUGCCGCAAAUGUGAACCAGGAAAGUACAUGUCUUCUAAAUGCACUACUACCUCAGACAGUGUAUGCCUGCCCUGUGGCCCCGACGAAUACUUGGAUACCUGGAAUGAAGAAGAUAAAUGCUUGCUGCAUAAAGUUUGUGAUACAGGCAAGGCCCUGGUGGCGGUGGAGCCAGGCAACCGCACGGCCCCGCGACGCUGCGCCUGCACGGCCGGCUACCACUGGAGCCAGGACUGCGAGUGCUGCCGCCGCAACGCGGAGUGCGCACCGGGUCUGGGCGCCCAGCACCCGCGCUACUUCUCAAAUGCCUUUUCUUCCACGGACAAAUGCAAACCCUGGACCAACUGUACCAUCUUUGGAAAGACAGUAGAACAUCCCGGGACGGAGAAAUCUGAUGUGGUUUGCAGUUCUUCUCUGCCAUCUAUAAAGCCACCAAAUGAACCCCAGAUUGGCCUGCCCAGUUUAAUCAUUCUGCUUCUCUUUGUGUGCGUGGCAAUCGUGGCUGCUGUUGUCUUUGGUGUUUACUAUAGGAAAAAAGGGAAAACACUAACAGCUAAUUUGUGGCACUGGAUCAACGAGGCUUGUGGUCGCCUAAGUGGAAAUAAGGAGUCCUCAGGUGACACCUCUAGUCAGCGCGAGGUAUGUGAAGGCGUCUUACUGCUGACUCUGGAGGAGAAGAGGUUUCCAGAAGAUAUGUGCUAUCCAGACAGUGGUGGCAUCUGUGGGGGAGCGUGUGCAGGAGGUGGUCCCUAUGCACAGGGUGAAGACGCCAGGAUGCUCUCCUUGGUCAGCGAGACCAAGACCGAGGGGGACCCCUUCAGGCAAAUUCCCAUGGAAGAUGAUGAAUACAUGGACAGGCCCUCCCAGGCCCCAGACUGUCUACUAUUCCUCACUCAGCCUGGAAGCAAGUGCACACCCCCUUUCUCUGAGCCCCUGGAAGUGGGGGAGAAUGACAGUUUAAGCCAGUGCUUCACAGGGACAGACAGCACGGUGGAUUCAGAAAGCUGCACUUUCACUGAGCCCUUGUGCAGGACUGAAUGGAUUCCUGUAUCCUCUGAAAAGUACUUGCAAAAAGAGGUGGAGGGUGGCAACUGCCCCCACUGGGCAGCCAGCUCCAACUUGGCAGAUGGCUGCACAGGCUGUGGGAGCCCUCCUGGGGAGGACCGUGAACCCCUCAUGGAUUCCCUGAAACAUGGACCCUUGCCCCAGUGUGCCUAUGGAAUGGGCCUUCCCCCUGAAGAAGAAGCCAGUGGGGCAGAGAGGGGAGACCAGUCUGAGGACGGGGCUGAUGGGAGACUUCCAAGCUCAGCAAGGGGAGGCACUGGGUCUGGAGGUUCCCCUAGUGACCAGCCACCUGCAUCUGGAAAUGUGACUGGAAACAGUAACUCCACGUUCAUUUCCAGCGGGCAAGUCAUGAACUUCAAGGGCGACAUCAUCGUGGUCUACGUCAGCCAGACGUCGCAGGAGGGCGCGGCGGGCGCGGGGCCGGCGGAGCCGGUGGGCCGCCCGGUGCAGGAGGAGACCCUGGCGCGCCGCGACUCCUUCGCCGGCAACGGCCCGCGCUUCCCGGACACGUGCGCGGACCCCGCCGGCCUGCGGGAGCCGGGGCCCGACAAGGCGUCGCGGCCGGUGCAGGAGCAGGGCGGCGCCGAGGCCUAGGGCAGGCCCCCC
Molecule: messenger RNA, 1789 nt
Organism: Otolemur garnettii (small-eared galago)
Lineage: Eukaryota; Metazoa; Chordata; Mammalia; Primates; Galagidae
Gene: TNFRSF11A
Product: TNF receptor superfamily member 11a
Exons: 10
Coding region: 149-1777 (542 amino acids)
Biological process (GO): ossification; multinuclear osteoclast differentiation; positive regulation of bone resorption
Cellular component (GO): external side of plasma membrane
Molecular function (GO): cytokine binding; tumor necrosis factor receptor activity
Source: RefSeq, a predicted model, not a curated record